Molecule: messenger RNA, 1334 nt
Organism: Rhincodon typus (whale shark)
Lineage: Eukaryota; Metazoa; Chordata; Chondrichthyes; Orectolobiformes; Rhincodontidae
Product: histone acetyltransferase type B catalytic subunit-like
Exons: 5
Coding region: 1-762 (253 amino acids)
Biological process (GO): subtelomeric heterochromatin formation
Cellular component (GO): nucleus
Molecular function (GO): histone H4 acetyltransferase activity; histone binding
Source: RefSeq, a predicted model, not a curated record
AUGGAUGAAUCCACAAAGCCAAGUCAAUGCCAGCGGCAGCUGAUUCGUCAAGAUGGCAACGCCAGCAAGGUGAGAUCUUCAGCCGACGCGGGACUCCUGGUGCAGGAGCAGGCACUGUUGGUAUCAUCGAGGCAGCAGCAGAGCCAGGGAUGCCUGGUUGCAGUUGGACCAAAGCAGGGAUUUCUGGUUAGCGGCAGCAGUAGUGGAGCUGGGGACUCCCGAUUGCUGGGCGAGUGUGGGUUCAGCGGAGUCAGCAAAGUGGGCCAGGCAGCGAGGCACUGGCAGUCUCUCUUCCACUUACUGAAGGGCGUUUGUUUUGGAAUUUCAGCUGAAGAGCCAUCUGAGGAUUUUGUGAAACUACGAGAUUUCGUUCUCGCCAAACUGUGCCAGGAGCUCCAAGCCUUUGCACCUGAAAAACUCAAGAAAGGAUUCAGUGCUGAAAUGAUAGAAGAGGCCCGAAGAACUUGGAAGAUAAAUAAGCAUCACUCCCGACGAGUAUAUGAGAUUCUCCGGCUGCGCGUGACCAACAUGAGUGAUCCAGUGCAAAGCAGCGAGUACAGAUUGGAUGUGAAACGCAGGCUUGCUAUUCCUUUUAAGAAAAAUAAGAAGGAAGCAACACGUCUUUCCCGGUUGAUGCCAGAAGAUUGGCUUGCACAGCAAGCAGAGAUGAGCGUGAGCCAAGAGCAGGAGUACUUGGAGGAGACUUACCAGACCACUGUGGAACAGUACCGACGUAUUCUGGAGCGCUUAGCACGUGUUUGAAUUCAGUUGCAAAUCUUGCUCUUGUCUUGAUGCAGAGUUCAGAUUAGUCAACUGGGGAUUGUAAUAUUGCUGCAUUGUUGAAGGAACUGUUCCUAAUCACAAUAAGUAAAUGGUUUUUCCAUUGAAAUUGGAGCACUCAAUGUGAAGCCUUUCUCUGCUGUUGUGUACAGUUUGCUAAACAUCAAUCAGACACCAAGACAAACAUCUUUUUAAAAUGUGUAUAUAUAGAAGCACUGUACUAUAUAUUUUUAAAGACAUUUAUUCAGUUUUACUCCUGGAAUUUUCAGCCAUACUUAAUGGCAUUCUAUGAUUUUGGUGGGAGGAUAAGACCAAUAGACUCACUUUAGCAGAGAAAGGCACUGCUUUCUUUUGGCAUUGGAUAAAAGCAAAUUAAAAACUUCAUUUUUAUCUGAUUGCUGAACGUUCAAGCUUCCAAAAUAAAUAAAUCAGUUGAGUCUUUAUUUUGUAUCACUGUUUACCUGAGAAAGAUAAAUAUACCAAACUUUUUUUCCUGUAAACAGUGUUGUAUUCUCAAUGGCAUUGUUAAUACACUCGACAAUGUUUGAAUUCUA